This is a messenger RNA of Brassica napus (rape), 333 nucleotides long. Its product is annotated as D-amino-acid transaminase, chloroplastic-like. NCBI's taxonomy places the organism in Eukaryota, Viridiplantae, Streptophyta, Magnoliopsida, Brassicales, Brassicaceae. Gene Ontology annotation, biological process: carboxylic acid metabolic process. The record is from RefSeq and is a predicted model, not a curated record. Gene Ontology annotation, molecular function: catalytic activity. The transcript is spliced from 2 exons. Bases 1 to 333 code for a protein of 110 amino acids.
AUGAACGUGGCGUUUGUUGUUAACGGUGGUAAGGAGCUUGUGAUGCCGCGGUUUGAUAAUGUUUUGAAUGGGUGUACUGCGAAGAGAACGAUUACACUCGCUGAACAGCUUGUAAGCAAGGGGAUGCUCAUAAGUGUGAGAGUUAUGGAUAUGACAGUCGAAGAUGAAAAGAAAGGUGAUGAGAUGAUGCUUCUUGGAAGCGGAGUUCUCGUCAAACCUGUGAUUCAAUGGGAUGAAGAACCUAAGAAGGUCCUAGCCAAGGCCCUACUGGAUCUGUUGCUGGAAGACAUGAGUCCUGGUCCACCUUCUGUUCGUGUGCUUGUUCCAUACUGA